Neocloeon triangulifer is the source of this 2866-nucleotide messenger RNA. Its product is annotated as lys-63-specific deubiquitinase BRCC36-like. Lineage: Eukaryota; Metazoa; Arthropoda; Insecta; Ephemeroptera; Baetidae. The coding region runs from base 169 to 987 and encodes 272 amino acids. Gene Ontology annotation, molecular function: metallopeptidase activity; polyubiquitin modification-dependent protein binding. Gene Ontology annotation, cellular component: BRCA1-A complex; BRISC complex. Gene Ontology annotation, biological process: double-strand break repair. The record is from RefSeq and is a predicted model, not a curated record. The transcript has 7 exons.
UCGUAAUCACUUGCAUAAAAGUGGGCGUGCCGAAAUUAAUUUCAAACAACAUAACUUACUAACAUAACUCCAAACCUUUAACAUCUUUUGGUUUGUGUCGUUUGGAUUUUCGGUUGAUAACAGUUAUCUUAAUUAUUACAACAUUGCAGCGAAAACCAGGCAUGAAAAAUGAGCACAGUCAGGAGAGUCGAAAUCAACAGUGACGUUUACUGGAUGUGCAAGGAUCAUGCACUUUCCACCGAGAGAGAAGAAAUCAUGGGCCUUCUGUUGGGAGACAAAAACGAAGACAAUGUGAUUGAAAUUUCCGCCAUCAAGAUGCUCAAACGCUCGGAUAAGAGAAAAGACCGAGUGGAAAUUUCUACUGAUCAGUUGGUGGCUGCGGCUGUGGAGGCCGAGGACCUGAGCAAGGAACUGGGCAGGGUCGUCAGGGUGGUUGGCUGGUACCAUUCUCACCCUCACAUCACAGUUUUGCCAUCUGCUGUUGAUAUCAGGACCCAAGCAGCUUAUCAGGGAAUGGAGGCCUCGUUUGUUGGGUUGAUCUUUUCCGUGUUUCCUGGCCAAGGGAGAGAAAACAAGACUCAACAACUGAAAAUCAUUUGCUUCCAAAGUAGGGGUGACCCUCCAACAGAAAGAGUUGAGGUUAAACUGGAAAUAGUACCAAAGCACGGAGUGCAGGAAAUCUUUGCCAAGUCUGUCCUGGGUUUACCAAACAUUCUUUUCGGAGAAGAAACGGAGCAUUACAAAAAACACUGUACUUCUGAGUCGCUCAGUCUUCUCUCCAAACACCAAAAUGAGUCUGUGUUCACCUCCUCUAUUUACCACAUGAUGUCUGUGAUUGAGGCUCCGACCAUUGAGACAAUUGUGGAGCGAAACCAGAUUUUGCAGCAUCAGAUCAACUACAUGAAGGACAGGGAAAAGUGUUUGCGGCAAGACAACAAAGGCGUCCUGAAGAAUCUGAAAGCUAAAAUGUCAUCAACCAAAGACUGAAAGGUAUCAAGGACCAAAUACUAGCCUUAAAUAAUUUAUCACAAUUGAUUCCAAAUCAAAAGAUCUUCAAUAGUUUGAAUUUUGAAUAAAUUAAAAGCAAGUCUAAUUAAGAAACAAAAUAGGAUUUAUUAAACAAAGUAAUUGUACAAGGUAACUUAUCACCGAGUCUUACAAAAAAACAAAAGGCACAACUUCAUUUUGCAAUCGACAGCAGUACAUCUAGGUUUAAGUCUUGGUUCACUUUGAAGGGACAUGACUGGUUCCCUGUAUUGGCAAUUUUGGGCAAGGCUGAUUUCUUAUUCAAUCACAUGGCAAUUGUUUGAGCUACCAAAAUUUGUGAUCCCUCUUAAAAACUAACUUAAAAGUAGUCGCAUUUAUACGCAUCCAAAAAUUAUAAACAACCAUCUACACUUUGAACUUCUUGUCCAAAAUAUCUUGGUAAACUUCUCGAGUCAGCCGUUUGAACUGGCCCGUUUUUUGGUCUAUAUAGUACAUGGGGUCUUUCACGAUGUCCAUGUUGUAGGCUUCUUUUUGGAGGUCGACUUUCUUCAGUUUGAAAGUGCCUGAAAACAAUUUCAUUGAGUUUACACUUAGAUCGAUUUUGCUUAUGUAUUUACCUGUCAUUGGCAGUUCUUUAAGGACUCUUAAAAAUAUUGGUCGGGCAUAGGAUGGCAAAUUUGACUUAAUUCCAGCGGCCAGUUUGGCCAAAUCUUCCUCAGUUGUGAUCCCAACUAUCGAAGCCAUUCCCGCACGACCCUCAGCCCCGGGAAUCUGAAAAUUUUGCAUUUAAUUUAUUUAAAAACAAUUAAUCACAAAUAUACUUGGACUCCGUAAACGACGGCGUCGUUUAGCCCAGCAACAUUGCUGAUAACAGCCUCCACCUCGGAAGUGGCAACAUUUUCACCUUUCCACCUAUUUUAUAUUAAUGAAAUUAACUGAUAUGGAGCAAUUAAGUUUUAAUACCUGAAGGUGUCUCCUGUUCUAUCCCUAAAGUAGAAAUAGCCAAACUCGUCCAUUUCCAGAAUGUCCCCUGAAUUGAAAUAGGCGUCGCCUUUCUCAAAAACAUUUGUGACAAUUUUUUUCUCGGAAGCUUUUUGGUCCGCAUAUCCGUGGAAAUCAUUCACUGCUCUCUUCUUGUUGAUUUUCCCAACAAAGACACCAGCUUCUCCUAAAAAAACGAUAGAAAAAUCAAUUCAGAAAAAGUAAAAAUUUUCUUAUCCCCAUACCAAUUUUGCAUCUGAUGCAGAGUCCAUUAGGGCCCCUGAUCGGUUCUCCUGUUUCUUCAUCAACUUUGACGAGAGCAAGCGGGUAGAUCUUACCAGCAUAUCGAGGAACAAAUCCAACUGCCCCCACCGUAUUGUCAAAGUUAACUAGAAGAUUUUUUAUUUUACUUAAAUUAUUUUGGAUUAAUUUAUUAAAAUUACCAAUAUUAGAGUUUCCUUCGGUGGCUCCGUAAAACUCCCCGAUUUCUUUAAUUCCAAAUCUGUCGACAAACUUAGUCCAAAUUUGAGGUCGGAGGCCGUUGCCAAACAUGAUUCGGACGGAGUGUGCCCUGUCUUCCGGUUUUACAGGGGCUGAAAGCAAGUAUCGACAGGUCUCUCCAAUGUACUGAGCCGCCUAUCUCACCGGAAGUCACAAAGUUUAAAUUUCCUGUCUGGCUCUAAAUUUCAUUUUUCACUCACUGUGCACUUGUAUUUAAUGCAGUCAGUCCAGAAAUUAGUGACCGAGAAUUUCUUCCUUAUCGCCAUGGAGGCUCCGCACAAAACGACGCUGCCUAUUCCAAGCAUUCCGCCGGCUGUGUGAUAGAGGGGCAGUGGCGUGUAAAUGCAGUCGUUUUCCCUCACCCGCAACAUGAUGUUAACGCCCGUCGACAUGAACA